Messenger RNA from Saccharomyces eubayanus, 3045 nucleotides. RefSeq names its product mismatch repair protein MSH3 (gene MSH3). Lineage: Eukaryota; Fungi; Ascomycota; Saccharomycetes; Saccharomycetales; Saccharomycetaceae. The record is from RefSeq and is a predicted model, not a curated record. Gene Ontology annotation, molecular function: ATP-dependent DNA damage sensor activity; ATP binding; mismatched DNA binding. Gene Ontology annotation, biological process: mismatch repair. Gene Ontology annotation, cellular component: MutSalpha complex; nucleus. The transcript has a single exon. The coding region runs from base 1 to 3045 and encodes 1014 amino acids.
AUGGCAGGACAGCCCACAAUAAGCCGGUUUUUCAAGAAAGUAAGCCCAGCAGAGCCGUUACGGAACCUGGGGCAAGAAAUAACGACUGAAAAUGAUGCUGGCAGUGAAUCCAUCUGUCUCGACAGUGAUGAAGAGAAUAUUCCUGAGGAUAAGUCUUCUGCUGUAAGCACAGUGGUUGAUGGUGGCUUAUCCUUCAAAAAAUGGCAAAAUAACAAGGAGACAAAUGGCACUCUGGCGUCAUUUGAAUCUAAGGAAUUUACCGGUAAACUGAACAAAAUUAUGAAAAGACGAGCAGAUGAUGAUGCUCUAUCCGAGGAAAACUACGAUAAUGAUGUAGAGAUUCCUGUGAAGAAAAGAACAAAAACGAAAGGCACACUAAAGCUCACACCCUUGGAUGCACAGGUGAAGGAAUUAAAAGUGCAUCAUAUGGACAAAGUACUUGUCAUUAGAGUUGGCUAUAAGUAUAAAUGUUUUGCGGAGGAUGCAGUGGCCGUUAGCAGGAUAUUACAUAUCAAGUUAGUACCCGGUAAAUUGUCUAUCGAUGAGUCGAACCCUCAGGAUUCUAGCCAUAGGCAGUUUGCAUAUUGCUCUUUCCCAGAUGUUAGAUUAAAUGUUCACUUGGAGAGGCUUGUACAUCAUAACCUAAAAGUGGCCGUGGUGGAACAAUCUGAAACAAGUGCCAUCAAGAAGCACGAUCCGGGUGCUAACAAGUCUAGUGUUUUUGAGAGAAAAAUUUCUAACGUUUUUACCAAGGCUACAUUUGGUGUUAAUUCCAAUUUUGUUCUUAGAGGUAAGCGUAUUCUAGGUGAUACUAACAGUAUAUGGGCUCUAUCCCGUGAAAUAUAUCAAGAAAAGACGGCCAAAUAUUCUUUGGUUUCUGUUAAUUUGAAUAACGGAGAAGUUGUAUACGAUGAAUUCGAAGAACCUAAUCAUGCAGAUGAAAAACUACAAGGACGAAUUAAGUAUUUACAGCCCGUAGAAGUAUUAGUAAAUAGAGAUGAUCUGCCACCUCACGUAUCGAAGCUAUUUAGGGACAUCUCAUGCACUUUAAUCGGCAAGGAUACACCAGAUUUGGAAGAGAAUGUGGUACACUCAAUAAAGGUCAUGAACGAAGAAGUAAAACUCUCUCCAUCCCUCAUACUUCUUGUUUCCAAACUGUAUUCGCAUAUGGUUGAAUAUAACAAUGAACAGGUGAUGUUGAUUCCUUCCAUUUAUUCAGCUUUUGCAUCAAAGAUUCAUAUGUUAUUAGGUCCAAAUACUUUGCAGAGCCUGGAUAUUUUUACUCAUGAUGGUGGCAAAGGUUCCUUGUUUUGGUUAAUGGAUCAUACAAGGACGUCAUUCGGGUUCAGGUUGUUGAGACAAUGGGUUCUAAAACCUUUGAUUGAUAUAGGUCAAAUUGAAGAACGACUUGAUGCCAUUGAAUGUAUCACAUCCGAAAUCAAUAAUAACAUUUUUUUUGAAUCACUGAAUCAAAUGUUAAAUCAUACACCUGAUUUAUUAAGGACUUUAAACCGUAUAAUGUACGGUACCACUUCCAGAAAAGAGGUUUAUUUUUAUCUAAAGCAAAUAACUUCAUUCGUCGAUCACUUUAAGGUACAUCAAUCGUAUUUGUUAGCACAAGUCAAAUCAUCCGAUGGAAGAAUAUUCAAAAAGUCAUCUUUACUCUUCAGGUUGUUUAGUGGAUUGGAUGAACUACUUUCUACUACUCAAUUGCCCCGUUUCCUAACAAUGAUCAAUGCUUCUGCAGUAAUGGAAAAAAAUCCGGAGAAGCAGAUUAUGGACUUCUUCAAUUUAAACAACUAUGAUCACUCAGAAGGUAUCAUACAAAUUCAAAGGGAUACUGAAUCUGUACGAUCGCAAUUGAAGGAUGAACUAGUAGAAAUAAGAAAAUAUCUCAAACGUCCUUAUUUGAACUUCAGGGAUGAAGUGGACUACUUAAUCGAAGUGAAAAAUUCCCAAAUUAAAAAUCUGCCUGAUGAUUGGAUAAAGGUCAAUAACACUAAGAUGGUUAGUAGAUUUUCUACUCCAAGAACACAAAAAUUAACUCAACAGCUGCAGUACUAUAAGGACUUGUUGAUGCGUGAAUCUGAGGUGCAAUAUAAAGAAUUCCUGAACAAAAUCACCUCAGAGUAUGCAGAGCUUCGUAGGAUUAUACUAAGCUUGGGACAAUAUGAUUGUAUUUUGUCAUUAGCAGCCACAUCGUGUAACGUAAAUUACGUCAGACCAACUUUUGUGGAGGAUCAACAAGCUAUUUUUGCGAAAAAUGCAAGGAAUCCAAUUAUCGAGUCAUUAGAUGUUAAUUAUGUGGCAAAUGAUGUCAUGAUGUCCCAAGAGGACGGUAAAAUUAAUAUCAUAACGGGGCCAAAUAUGGGUGGUAAAUCAUCCUAUAUUAGACAGGUGGCCUUGCUAAUUAUAAUGGCACAAGUCGGUUCAUUUGUUCCUGCGGAAGAAGUAAGACUAAGCAUAUUUGAUAACGUGUUAACCAGAAUUGGUGCACAUGAUGAUAUUUUGAAUGGUGAUUCUACAUUCAAGGUUGAAAUGUUAGACAUUUUGCACGUUAUAAAAAACUGCAAUAGACGAUCUCUACUGUUAUUAGAUGAAGUUGGAAGAGGUACCGGAACACAUGAUGGUAUAGCAAUAUCCUAUGCGUUAAUAAAAUAUUUUGCUGAACUGAAUCAUUGCCCUUUGAUAUUAUUCACCACUCAUUUUCCCAUGUUAGGAGAAAUCAAGUCUUCGUUGAUAAGGAACUAUCAUAUGGAUUAUGUGGAAGAACAAAAGCCUGGUGAAAAUUGGAUGAGCGUGAUUUUUUUAUAUAAAUUGAAGAAGGGAUUAACUUAUAAUAGUUAUGGGAUGAAUGUAGCCAAAUUGGCGCGCCUGGAUAAAGAUAUCAUAAAUCGGGCAUUCGACGUCUCUAAAGAAUUGCAAAAAGAAGCUGUCAAUGGAGAAGAGCUUAAAUUAUUCAGUCGUUUAAAGAAUAUUUUGGGGAACGAUGGCAUGACUGCUACAGAAAAACUUUCUAGCUUGCUAUCGCUGAAUAUUCACUGA